Molecule: messenger RNA, 1722 nt
Organism: Prorocentrum cordatum
Lineage: Eukaryota; Dinophyceae; Prorocentrales; Prorocentraceae
Source: the annotation of a GenBank genome assembly
CCUCCUCCUCCUCCUCCUCCUCCCAGUUCCCCCCCCUCCGCUGCUGCUCCCCGGCGCCGCCCCCGAGGCGUCGACGACCCGAUGCCCGCGUUCGUGGGACCAUGCGCUGCCCCCGCCUCGCCAUCCGCCCCUCGGCUGGCCGCGGCCGUGCUGGCCCGAGUCCACCUUGGCUCCACAGAUGACGCACUCCAUCACGCACGGUCCCGCAGCUGCCUACUGAACCUCUUGCUUGCGCCGAUGGCUGGCGCUCCGCUGCGGCGGCUGGCGCUGCCCUUCCUGGCGCUGGCGCUGCGGGCCGGCGGCGUCUCGUUCCUGGAGCGCCCGGGCCAGGGCGGCGCCGCGGGGCUCGGAGGAAAGGUGCUCAUGGCCACGAUGACAUUUCCCGAGGACAACUUGCCCCUGGACAUCACUGUGGCCCACCAGCUGCGCAUGGCCACCAAGCAUCCCGAAAUGGUUCAGCACGUCAUUGUUGACAACCGGCCGCCCUGGAUGGAGCCGGUGAACCGACAGGAGGAGAUCCUGCGAAGCAUGGAAAGCAAUGGUACUUCAAGUGUGCGCAGAGUCGAUUACAGCGUAUACGACGACCCAAAAUACCUCCAGAAGUUCAUUGAUACUGGUGAUCGCACCGACUCUGUGAAAACCCUCGAGGGUGCGCAGGACAAGUCAGACAUAAGCGGGCAGCACAUGUCAUCGAACUCUAUGGGCAUGUUCAAUUUCUUGGACCAUUGUUUGAACGCAGAUGCUGCUGUGGACCUCUGUGUCUUCCUCGAUCCAGACAUCAUUGUGUACAGAGAGGACGAGGGGAUGAUCGAGAUGGCCCGGAAGCUCUUCUGGGCCAAGCAGCCAGUGAUAAUGCUCAACCCCCCGACGAUGUGCAGCGCCAUGGACCCGAGUGACUCGGGCACCUGCUCAUCGAAGAAGCACGGAAUGGUCAGCCAGCGCUACCUCAUAAUCCACCGGCAUCGCCUGGCGGAGGCGUUGCCUCUGAAGAUCCCGCAUGAUGAGUUCCUUGUGAACUUCGAGCACCUCAUGACCGAGGGCAUGCGUCACCACAAUUGGGUCGGUGGUCAGCGCAUGUACUGCAAGGGCGCCUUCGCCAUCCACCCCUUCAGCAUGCGCUGGGCGCACUGCCGCAACAAGAGGGAAAACCUGAACAUCGAGCGCCACUCCAGGCUCAUCUCUCGGGGAGAGCCGAACAAGCUCGCGGGCGACAGAUUGGGUGAGUACCACAGCUUCGACAUGGCCGUCGUGGAGGGGCUACGGGAGCUCGUGUCCCGAGUGGAGGCCGGGAAGCUCGCGAAGCCGGAAGAUCCCUGGAGCGUGACCAACAUGUGCGAGGACAUGUGCGUCGCCAGGGACCGCAUUGCCGAGGGGCUCGCGUGGUGAGCUGGCCAGUCGGCCGUCUCCCCUCCCCUCCCUCUCCCCUGUCGCAUCCUUGGUGUCCGUGGCGUGGCUUCCUCUUCCCCCCCCCCUCCUCGCCUCCUCCCCGCGGGGCGGCGCCGCGCCGUGCUCCGCGGCGGGGCCCCCCGCAGAGGCCGGCGAGGAGACGACGACAAGAAGAGGGGCGGCAUGCCGCGCGCGCGGCGUGGCGCGGCCGCGGCGGCGGGGCCCCGGCCGCGGGGGGGGGGGGUCGGAGGCCCCCGGGCGGGGGGAGAGCUCUCGGCGAGCCUCGGGGCGCCGCGCGCCCUCUUGUCCGCGGCGGCUUUGGGGCGUGAGGUCGGG